AUGCUCUCCGCUACCUCUGUGGCCUUGCGCGCCGGCGCGAGGCGAGCCGGCCCUCGGGCGUCUGCCGCCGCUGCUGCUGCGACCAAGAUUCGAUGCCCCAACCUCACCACCUACCGCGCCCUCUCCCAGUCCCGCGCCGCCGCCGCGCCGCCCGCCCGCGACCGCACCCGCGAGAUUGUCGCCCAGACCGUGUCCAGCAUCGGCUCCAAGCGCGAGGGCCAGCAGUACCUCAAGCUCUUCACCUCGGUCUCGUCCCAAAAGUUUGCCGUCAUCAAGGUCGGCGGCGCCAUCCUCACCGAGUACCUCGACGAGCUCUGCCGCUCCAUGCUCUUCCUCUACGAGCUCGGCCUCUACCCCGUCAUUGUCCACGGCGCCGGCCCCCAGCUCAACCGCCUGCUCGAGGAGGCCGGCGUCGAGCCCCAGUUCGAGGAGGGCAUCCGCGUGACGGACGCCAAGACGCUCGGCGUCGCCCGCAAGCUCUUCCUCGAGGAGAACCUCAAGCUCAUCGACCGUCUCGACGAGCUCGGCGUCGCCACCCGAUCCAUCUCGGGCGUCUUCAUGGCCGACUACCUCGACAAGGAAAAGUGGCAGUACGUCGGCAAGAUUACAAAGAUCAACAAGGAGGCCAUUGAAAAGUCCAUCGAGGCCGGCUACAUCCCGGUCCUGACGUCCAUGGCCGAGUCUGAGGACGGUCAUCUGCUCAACGUCAAUGCCGAUGUCGCUGCUGCGGAGCUUGCCCGAGCUCUCGAGCCCCUCAAGGUCGUCUACCUGUCCGAGAAGGGCGGUCUCUUUGACGGCGAGGGCGACAAGAUCUCGCACAUCAACCUCGACGAAGAGUUUGACCACCUCAUGUCCCAGCCCUGGUGCCGCUACGGCACUCGUCUCAAGAUCAAGGAGAUCAAGGAGCUGCUCGACACUCUCCCCCGCACCUCCAGCGUCGCCAUCAUCCACCCUAGCGACCUGCAAAAAGAGCUCUUUACCGACUCUGGCGCUGGUACUCUGAUCCGCCGCGGCGACAAGAUUCAAACCGCCAGCUCCGUCUCCGAGUUUGAGGACAUUGAUAAGAUCAAGGCCACUCUCAUCCGGGACCGCGAGGGCCUCGACUCAGAUGCCACCGUCGACCGCUUCCUCGACUUCCUCAAGGAAAACACCUUCAAGGCCUACUUUGACGAUGCCCUGCAGUGCCUGGCCAUUGUCGUCCCCGGCGACGAGGGCACCGUACCCACCCUGGCCACGCUCAACAUCACCAAGUCGGGCUGGCUGACCAACGUCGCCGAGAACGUCUUUGCGGCCGUCAAGAAGGACCACCCGCAGCUGGUCUGGACCGUCAGCGAAAAUGACGAGAACCUGACCUGGUUCUUUGAAAAGGCCGACGGCAGUUUCAGCCACAAUGGCAGCGUGCUCUUCUACUACGGCUGCGACCUCCGCUCCUCCGCCCUCUCACCCGUCUACGACGAGUUUGUCUCCCACGGCCGCGCCAUGCUCGGUGACACCAACCUCGAAUCCCGUCUGCGCCGGGCCGCCCAGACGGCCAGCGAGAACCUGAACCGCUCCCACGUCGCUCAGCAGGCGCGCGGCUUCUCCACAUCCCGCACCGCCAUCGGUCCCCGGACGCCCAACAUGUCGCCCAUGCAGCAGCAGCGCCGCGGGUACGCGACCACCACCAACCCCAACCCGCCUCUGGGCAAGAAGAAUGCCACCAACUCGGUCCCGGCGCGCGUCGCCCUUAUUGGUGCCCGCGGCUACACCGGCCAAGCGCUCAUCGAUCUCCUUAGCGCCCACCCCAACAUGGACCUGCGCCACGUCUCGUCCCGCGAGCUGAACGGCCAGGAGCUGCAAGGAUACGAGAAGCGCAAAAUCAUCUACGAGAACCUGUCGGCCGAGGACUGCGGCAAGCUGGAGAAGGAGGGAAAGAUUGACUGCUGGGUCAUGGCGCUGCCCAACGGCGUCUGCAAGCCCUUUGUGGACGCCAUUGACGCCGCCAGCAACGGACGAUCGGCCACCGACAAGAGCGUCAUUGUCGACCUGUCGGCCGACUACCGCUUCGACAGCAAGUGGACCUACGGUCUGCCGGAGCUGGUGCGCCGCUCCGAGAUUUCGCAGGCCAAGCGCAUCGCCAACCCGGGCUGCUACGCCACGGCCGGGCAGGUCGGUAUCUCGCCCAUCCUGGAGCACCUGGGCGGGCAGCCGACGCUAUUUGGCGUCUCUGGCUACUCGGGCGCGGGCACCAAGCCGUCGCCCAAGAACGACAUCAACGAGCUCCGUGACAACCUGAUGCCGUACAGCCUGACGGGCCACGUCCACGAGCGCGAAAUGGGCAGCCAGCUGGGCACGCCCGUGUCCUUUAUCCCGCACGUCGCCUCGUGGUUCCGCGGCAUCCACCACACCAUCAACAUCCCGCUCAACAAGACCAUGUCGUCGCGUGACAUUCGCCAGAUCUACCAGGAGCGCUACGCCGGCGAGAAGCUGAUCAAGGUUGUGGGCGAGGCGCCCCUGGUGCGCGACAUUAUGAACAAGCACGGCGUGGAGGUUGGUGGCUUCGCCGUGGACAGCACGGGCAAGCGCGUGGUUGUGUGCGCGAGUAUCGACAACCUCCUCAAGGGUGCUGCCACCCAGUGCCUGCAAAAUAUGAACCUGGCUCUUGGCUAUGCCGAGUUUGAAGGCAUUCCCACCAUGUAA
This is a messenger RNA of Akanthomyces muscarius, 2679 nucleotides long. RefSeq lists its product as uncharacterized. Bases 1 to 2679 code for a protein of 892 amino acids. Gene Ontology annotation, molecular function: L-glutamate N-acetyltransferase activity, acting on acetyl-CoA as donor; NADP+ binding; arginine binding. Gene Ontology annotation, biological process: L-arginine biosynthetic process. The record is from RefSeq and is a predicted model, not a curated record. NCBI's taxonomy places the organism in Eukaryota, Fungi, Ascomycota, Sordariomycetes, Hypocreales, Cordycipitaceae. The transcript is spliced from 2 exons. Gene Ontology annotation, cellular component: mitochondrion; cytoplasm; mitochondrial matrix.